AUGUCAUCUUCCGAUAUAUUCGAUGUUUUGAACAUCAGACCUAAGUCUUCUUCUCCAGAUGCAGAGGCCCAAACGCCUACACCAAGUUCUGGUACAGUGAAACAUAACAAGCCACAAGUUACGGGUAUCCAGAGAGAAUUAUACAGCUUAUUGGGUGAUAAUACACCAACGGUGCCCAUAAAACAGGGCAAUAAAUUUAAAGAUUCGUUGAACUCCAACAUCAAGCCCUCACCUUGGUCCUUUGUCGAGUUCGAGGCUAACUCUCAUUUGAAGUUACGACACUGGGUGAAGGGUUCUAAGGAAUUGGUCGGUGCUACAGUUGAACCAAGUUCUUUUGCCAAAUUCAAUCAACAUUUGACUAUACCUUCUUUCGAUGAGCAAGAAUUUCAACAGUUCAUGAAUGGGAACAAUUCAGAGUGGAAAUACGGUGAAGUUCAAUACUUGUUCGAUCUUUGUAGAAACUAUGAUAUGAAAUGGUUUGUUAUCGCAGACAGAUUUAACUACAACGGUACUGAAAGGAAGUUGGACGAUUUAAAAGAGAUGUUCUAUACAGUGUGCCAAUGGUAUUUCUUAUACAAGGAUCCGGAUAAUCCCCUAAUCUCACAGUUGAAUUUCCCCAAGGAAAAGGAAUUGGAAAGAAAGAAGUAUUUAGAGAGACUAUUGAAGCGUACAGCAGCUGAAAUAGCUGAAGAAGAGGCACUAAUCAUUGAAUCUAGGAAAUUUGAAAUGGCUGCCAAGAAGACGCUACAGGAAAGAGAGGCUUUGUUACAACUUCUUGACCAUCCACAUUCAGAUAAACCCAUUUCACAGUUCCUCACAUCUCAAGGAAUGUCACAGCUAUAUGCAAACUUAUUAAAUGAUAAGAAUAGGAAAAGAAAACCCGAUUCUAACACUCCAGAGAAUCCGUGGAUGAAACAGCAGCAGCAAUUUGCUCAACAGAGACAACAAAUCCAACAUCAGCAACAGUUUAAACAGGGACAAAUUAUACAACAACAACAACAGCAACAACAGCAACAGCAGCAACAGCAACAGCAGAAACAGCAGAAACAACAGAAACCACAAUCCGAUCAAAUCACUUCUAAGGAUCAGCAACCUAGUGAGAACAUAGAAGUUAAGACUGAAGGCCAACGGCUCAAUAAAAAGCAAAAGAUCGAAUUACAAAAUGCCCUUAGAAGAAAGCAGGAUAGCGAGUAUGCAGAGCAUUUACUAGAAAAAUUCACCCUAGAAGAGAGGAAAGCACUCGGCGUCAUUGCCCAUGGAGAAAAACUUGCUCCCGGAGUAUACCUCAGGUCCUCAAAGAUAUCAACUUACAAGCCUGCUGUGCAAAACAAAAUUGUCGCGACCUUACAAGAGUUGGGCCUACCGGUUCGACCUGCGAUGCCAUCUUUAGAAGUUGUUCAGGAGCAUGAGAAGCUUCUUAAGAAAAUUGCAACCUUAUUAGAACUUAAGAAACAAGUUGAUAAGCUAACGGCUGAAAAGCAGAUAGUGAAAUAG
Molecule: messenger RNA, 1494 nt
Organism: Kluyveromyces lactis
Lineage: Eukaryota; Fungi; Ascomycota; Saccharomycetes; Saccharomycetales; Saccharomycetaceae
Gene: SWC4
Product: Swc4p
Exons: 1
Coding region: 1-1494 (497 amino acids)
Biological process (GO): DNA repair; chromatin remodeling; negative regulation of transcription by RNA polymerase II
Cellular component (GO): Swr1 complex; NuA4 histone acetyltransferase complex
Molecular function (GO): transcription corepressor activity
Source: RefSeq, a predicted model, not a curated record